Molecule: messenger RNA, 3612 nt
Organism: Yarrowia lipolytica CLIB122
Lineage: Eukaryota; Fungi; Ascomycota; Dipodascomycetes; Dipodascales
Cellular component (GO): cytoplasm
Source: RefSeq, a predicted model, not a curated record
AUGGCCAAAAAGAAGUUGAGAGCCGGAGAGGUACGUCGCCCGGCCGGAGGAGCCACCACAGCAGGAGCCGCAGCUUCGAACGGAUCAGCCAACGGAGCUACCGCGUCCGGUACCACCUCACGAUCUGUGUCCGGAGAGAGUAGCGGAGCCGCUGGAGCCACUCCUCAUGCUCCUCCGAGAGCCCGCAACCGCCCACGAGCCGGGCAGAUCAACACCUCUGUUAAAAUGACCUCUAGCACAUCCAAUUCGCCCACCACAAGCGUUCCGUCUUCUCCGAAGACCCCCAGAUCACCUAGAACGUCCGUUCCUUCUUCUCCACAGGUGGCCCAGUCUCCCAAAGUGCCCCAGUCUCCUCGAAUCGUUUCUUCUUCUCGACCGGGAUCCGCUGGUUCGCCAGUCUCUGUCAAAACCAGUUCAAAAGCUGUAAAAACAGAGGCAACUAAACAGCCAGCUACUCGAAAAGUGGAGGCCGUGGUUAUCGAUUCGUCUGACUCCGAAGACGAGUUUCACGACACAGAGGCUGUGGUAAUCGAUUCCGACGACAAUGACGACUACGACGCUGUCAUCGAGACCGUCAGCCAGCCCGUGCUGUCUAAGGCCAAGGUGGUGCGAAAGAAGGAGCCCGAGGUGGCCACUACGACCCAGACAGCCCAGAAGGCCGUAUCCGGAAUUCCCCAGAUCAAAAUCUACUCUCCUCACAACACUCAGUCGGAAUUCAAGCCCAGUGAAGACGAGGACGACGAGGACGAAGAGAUCUCUAUGGGGGACAACAAAAUCGAGUUUGGUAAGGAGCUCACCAAGGAUAUCAGCAACAAGACGGACGCUGCUGCUGCUUCAGUUGGCGCGCCAAUCCCCUCGCCAGUGGCUUUCACUCCUCCUCCUCCUGUGAACUUCACUCCCCCUCCCGCAAGCCCUCCUGUGGUGGUUGAUCUGGACGACGACGACGGAGAAGUGAGAUACAAGGAUCGGUUCAAAAAGAGAGCCGCCGAUACAAAGCCCGCAGCUGGUUCUACACCAAAGCCCGAGGAGGAGGUCAUUGAUCUUGAUGAAGAGUCUUCCCAAUCCCCCACAAUCACUCCAGGUGCAUUCCCUACCCCUGGGGCCUUCCCCUCAUCUGCACCAAAGACAAAGAAAGAGCCUGUCAAAGAGGUCAAGAAACCUGUCCAGGAGAAAAAGAUUGAGGCAAACGAGCCUGCCAGGGACGAAGCCGAGUCAAAGAAGACCAAGUCAAAGAAGGACACCUUGCCAGAGACUUCUGCAAUCACAGAAAGCGUUGCCGCAGGUGUGGCCGCUUCUGUGAGUGCUACAGCUGCUGCUUCCGAAAUGGCUUCCGAUCAUACUCCUCUGCAAGAAACUCCUUCUACACCUACCAAGGCUGGUGACGCUAAUUCAACUGCUGCCAUCGACAUUGCAUCUGGCUCUCCUGUGACGUCACCCAAUGGUUCGCCUCUCAAGGGUAUUCUCAAACAGCCCAAGCAUGCCAAGAAGCCGUCCAUUCGAGCCACUCACACUACCAUCACGGAACCAAUUCCCGAUGACUCGCUUCUCUUCUCCGUCUGCAUUGUGGGAUUUCACCAUUCUCUGGGACCCCAGAUCGAGGAAUGGUUUGGCCCCGAGGACUACUCUCAUCUGUGGCCAAACCUACCUUUCCAGGCUCUCAGUGAUGGAUCCCAUUCUCGGGAAGAGGACUUUUCAUACUUCACUCUUCUGUUUGAUGAGAACAACAAGAGCGCUCCUGGAGCUGGUGGGUACUCCGAUGGACGUCCUUUCAAUACCCAGACCGUUACAACGCUGUUUGGUAUCGCCUGUAACCGUCAGGUUGGCGUGACCGAUGCUCUGAAGCAGGAUUUGGCUGUGACUCGAAGUACUGUUCAGAAGUGUGUUGUGGUUAUAUGCCGAAAGCCCAUCUGGGGCCCCAUGAAGGACAAGCUGGCUGUGGUGACACGUGCAUUCUUUAUGCAGCCCACUUUUGACGAUAAGUCCAUCAUUCGAAGCUUGUUUGACUCGCUGGCACACACAUUAACGCUGUCCAAGUUCAACUCAGACACUUCUUCUGACGUGUCCAUCGGCAUGUCGCUCUGUGAGCUGGUUUCACGUCUCAAGCAGAAGCUGGUGGUGGUAUUUAAGGCCCUGUUGCUCGAGAAACGAGUGCUUUUCUACGCUUCUUCAACUGAGCUGCUCUGUACUUCACAGUUCUCUCUGGUUUCCCUUAUUCCUAAUCUCAUCAACAACCUGCAAGAUUGCGGAUCUCCCUUGCUGCAUUCAUACGAGCUCGGACUCACUCGUGCAACCUCACUUAAAACCUCUGAUCGGCAGUCUCUGCUCAACUUUAUGGGACUGCCUCUGAUGGUCUUUGGAGAGGGUGGUAUGUUCUCUCCCUACAUUCCUCUGCAGCAGCUUGGCGACCUCGCUCUGGCUAGAUACUACCUGGUUGGAAGCACAAACUCACUCCUGUUGCAACAGAAGAAACAGCAUGCCGAUGUGCUUGUAAAUAUGGACGACAACACCGUCGAGAUUCUCAACUCGUCGUUGAAGUCGCCGCUAUCCUUGUCGUCGUACGAUAAGAAGUGGAUCGAACGAGUCGUGCAGGCUGUCGACACUUCGUCUGGAAACUCUGCAGCCACCACAUUCCAUGGCAAUGAGGACUAUGUCAGACUCCAGUUUGAAGACUACCUCAUGGGUCUUCUUUCUGCCGUCAAGUACGACAAUUUCCUUUCUUCCCAUGGCUCGGCUCCUCCACCAGAGAUGCUUCUUAAGGAAGUCCAUGGCAACCCUGUCAAGCACUUUUCUCUGGACUGGGUCAACUGCUGGCGAAAGACCCUCAAUUACGAGUUGUUCAAUAACUUCACCGAUGGGGAGCUCUUUGACAUUGUCGAGCCUAGACACAUGGCCGACGCUGGCGUCACUGAGAAGCAGAAGUCGCCUUUCAGUGAGGUUGGCAAAGCCUGGGCUGGCUUGUUCAGUAAGAACGGUUCCAACACUGCUAUUGACAAGACAAGUGGCAGCAGUUCCGGUGACAAGGAGAAGUCUGUCUCUCCUACAACUUCCUCAGUGUCUCCUUCGGUGGCUACUACUGUCGCUGCUGGCCACGGCACUUCUGCCAACGAGACUGCAUCUCUGCCUUCAGACACUUCUGUGAAGACACAUCGAUCAUCUGACUCCACUUGGUCCAUGCAACAGAAGUCCACAUCAUGGUUCAGCCGAUUCUCAGCUGCCCCCAAGGACGACACUGAGUCUAGCGAGCCUCUCACACCCCCUCCUCCUGUUUCUGAACGACCCAAGGCACAUUCCGAGACCUCUGUCAGUGGUUGGGGCAAGUGGGCCGCCAGCAAGAAGAUGACCUUGUUUGGCGAUGCGAAUGGCGAUGCCGAGAAGGAGAAGCCGCAAGACAAGACAGAAGACAAGGCAGAAGACAAGAAGGAGAAUGAGAAAGAUGGGGACACAAAAGAGACUUCAGAGGACAAAUCUGACGGUGCUGAGACGGUCAAGGCUGCUGAGCCUGAGGAAAUAGAGAUGCAUUUUGAGGAUUCUCCCAUCAAGAAAAAGGAGAACAUUUCUGCAGCGACGUCUCCCACAAAAUCAGUCAAGGAACGGGCUGCGAUGUUCCAAUAG